GAGGCUGCACAGGACAAAGCAUCCACUUACACGCACAAAACACACAUCCGAGAACCGAUGGCUGUUGAAAGUGUGACGUCUACGGGGGAUCGGUAAUUCCACAGGAAAUGGAGGAGAAUCCACAGUUACAUUUGAAAAUGUAAAAGUCUAGAAAGAAAGUCACCGUCUCAAGAUGCAGCUCCAGAUGGAGGAUAUGGAUCUCCAGAGGGCCAUAGCCAAUGCUCAGCCACAGCUGGUGGAGUCCCUGAGUCAUGCCCCUGAGUGGCUGCUUAUGAAAGCCAAAUGUUUCCUUCCUCACAUGGACCUGAGUCACGUGGAUGGGAUCACUGACUGCAAAGAAAAGGUCUUGUGGCUCCUUGACACUCUUGAGAAUGCAGGACCGAUCAUUUGGAAGCAGUUUAUCCAGUGCGUCUGCAUGGAAUGCAGCCUGCCCAUGGACCUGGAGAUACAACUCAUGAGUGCCUCAGGAGAAGGUAAUUUAAACCAGAAACAAGAAGCCUUUGCAGAAGCAAGUACUCAGUCUCCUUCUCCACCUACAGGACCUGGAAGACGUCGUCAUGGAAGCAAUUCUCAUCCCGAUGGUAAAAAGUCUAAACAGCAACGAUUAGACUCAGCUGAAAGGUACCGGCAUCUCAUCAUUGCUUCAGUGUCCCAAAGAUAUGGAAAUGAGAGAGCAGCAGGAGCAGCUGUUCUGGGACAAGCACAGCCACCAGCUUUCAGCCAAGCCUUCGUCAACCUAGUCAUCCGGCAGAGUAAAGCUUCCAGACUAAAGGAGAGAGCAGAUAAACCCAGAGAGGACUCGGCAGGCAUGCAGGAAGCAGAGGAAUGUGUGGACACGGCUGUGAAAGUCUCAGACCUGUUUGAAAGUGUCAUUAGCUCGGGUACCACCAGGGUUAUCCUUUUGUUUGGCAAACCGGGGAUGGGAAAGACCAUGCUGAUGCAUCGGCUUUGCCAGAAGUGGGCAGAAGGAGCUUUGCCUCAAUUUCUGUUUACUUUUCUCUUUGAGUUUAGGCAGCUGAAUCUGAUCAGCAGAAAGCUGACGUUAAAGGAGCUUUUGUUUGAUUUGGUCCUUCAGCCAGAAGAUAGCCCUGAUGCAGUAUUUCAGCACCUCCUGGAGAAUGCCCAGCGCAUGUUGUUCAUCUUUGAUGGGCUGGAUGAAUUUGUGGGGAACAUAGACCAGCCAUCCUCGCCUUAUGUAAGCCCUGCCCUCCACAGGCCUAUGUCCAUAUCUGAGCUGUUUGCCAAUUUCUGCUUUGGAAGACUUCUCCCUGGGUGCACGGUGCUGGUCACCAGUCGGCCUAAGAAAUUACCUGACUUUCUGUUAAGCAGAGCAGAUCUGCUGGCAGAAAUUUGGGGAUUUGACCAUGAGAAAGUUGAAGAGUAUGCCAGCCACUAUUUCCACCAACAUUCCUUCAAAGAGCAGGCCAUCGCUCACCUGAAAAACAACAGCAAGCUUCUGAGCAUGUGCUUGAUCCCUGCCUUGUGCUGCAUUGUCUGCGUCUGUUUGGAAUAUUUGCUGAGGAAGCGUUUGUCAAAGGUGGAGCUUCCUCAGACCAUGACCCAAUUUUAUAUCAAAAUGCUCCUCAUCUUUAUAAGUAAACAGCAGACAGAGGGCACUGUGAGUGAAGACACGCAGCUGAAUCACCACAGGACAGCCAUUUUGGGCCUGUGUGACCUUGCAUUGAAAGGCCUGGAAGAGAAGAAGCUAGUGUUUUACGUUAAUGAUAUCCCAGAGCAUGUGAAAGAGUUCGCUUCCCUACACGGGUUGCUGACUGUCUUUGAGGUGAAGAGGAGUGACAGCCUCCCAGAGGCCGGCCACGCCUUUGUGCACCUGAGUCUUCAGGAGUUCUUUGCUGCGCUGAACUUGAUGAUAAAUAAUGCAGUCAACGGAAACGACCUGAAGAAAAAGUUCUCUUUGAAGUCAAAGUGGACUUUAAAAAAUGAAGCCAAGACCGAAUUCAUGGAGAAUUUUCACAUCUUUCUCUCAGGCCUCUCGUCAAAGGAGUGUAGGACGUUCCUCACCCAGCUAGCUGAACGAAAUCAGGUGUGGGUGCGGGACAAGCAAGCCGCCAUUUUGCAGUCAUUGAAGAAGCUGGCAGCUACUAAUCUAACGGGGCCCAAGAUAAUUGAGCUGUGCCAUUGUACUUACGAAACACAAGACCUUGAAUUAGCCCAGCAUGUCGGAAGCCAGUUAAAUUUCAAGUAUGAAUUUAGAAACUUUAGAUUGACACCUCUAGAUGUUUCAGCUUUGGUUUUCAUCAUUAACUGUGGCCGGGAUUUGACUCACUUGGAUUUUGCAGGCUGUCCCAUGGAAUUAGAUUGUUUGGAGGUUCUAGCGAGCUGUAAAAAUAUAGAGCAUCUGAGCUUUAGGAGCAGGAAAUAUGGUGACGAAUUUGCAGCUGCUCUUUCCAAAAGCUUACCGAAGAUCAAGAGUCUGAAGAAACUAGAGUUAACUGGUGGCAGUAUCACUGCCCUGGGGCUAACUGGCCUGGCACAAGUCUUUCCAAACUGCCUUCAACUUGAAGAAAUAAACUUGCAGGACAAUCGACUGAGGGAUCAAGACAUGGGGAAAGUGAUUGAAAUGCUUUCAAGAGUGGAAAAGUUAAAGAUGAUUGAUUUAAGCCAUAAUGAUAUUUCGGUGAAGUCUGUUCUUACUUUGGCGAAGGGAGCCACGACUUGUCCAAAUGUUACUGAACUACAUAUAAGGAAGGACACCGUCAUGAUAUAUUUUUCUGGCCAGCCCAGAAGAGUCCUCAGAUCAUCGAGUUUGAGAAGGGAACAUAAAAAGGAAAAUGCUGCUCAAAUAAGAAAUUUGAAGUUACGGUUACAGGAUUGCAGCCUCAAUUCACAACAUGCAGGGGAGAUCGCUGCUCUUCUCAGGGGCUCCGCCCACUUCUCGGAAGUGGAUUUAUCAGGUAACCAACUUAGUGAUGAAGGCUGCAGACUGCUGGCGGAGAGUCUCCCUGAGGCACGUAUUUCCAAGCAGUUGGAUGUCAGUAACAACCAGAUAUCUGUGGAUGGUGUUUGCUGUCUGUUGAAUGCUGUGAACAUCUGCUUGAAUGUGGUGGAGUUUGAAGCCAGCCUUCAUCAUCAGACUGCAAUCCUGAAGUUUAUAGGAGAUAGAGAAUUUGCCUCUACCCGUUCCAGGGAUACAUCUCGUAGUGGGGACCAGUCCGGUGGAGGUGAGAGCCAGAAGUCUGUGGUCUCAAGGAAAAUAAGGCUGACAGACAGUGGUUUUCCCACCCGAGAUCUGGACAAGUUGUGCACUAUGUUGAAGAAAUGUAGCAGUGUAUCAGAGCUCGAUUUGUCAAAUAACUCUUUGGGAGACCAGGGCGUCGGGAAGCUGGUUGGACUCCUUCCGGAGCUGAAGGCAGUGAGUUCCCUGAAGCUGAGUGGCAAUCAGAUAUCGCUGAGUGCUGUGUUUGGCUUAGCUCAGUGUUUAUCGGCCCUGGACCACAUUAAAUCAAUAGACAUCAGCCUGGGAAACGCUCAGUCGGUCCACUUAACCUUCUGGGAAAGUGUCAGGAACAGCAGUACCAGAUCUGCAGGAAAGUUCCCGGCUCAUCCACAACAUUUAGAGAAUGACCAUUGCUUUCGUCUUAGGGAAUGCACCGUGAGUCCCGAGGACAUGGACAGGCUCUGCCAGAUCCUUGGAAAAUGCGCUGGACUAACAGAACUUGAAUUAUCUAGAAAUGCGCUGAGUGAUCAAAGCAUCGAAAGGCUGCUAAUAUCCCUACCACUUUUGCACAGUCUGAAGCUACUGAGUAUUAGGAAUAACAAGUUUUCACCAAAUUGCACUCUCUUAUUGGCCAACUCUCUCAACCUGUGUGAGCGAAUCAGAGAAGUAGAAGUCAGGUCAAGUGAAAAUGCUUUUUUGCAUUUAGCGGGGAGGAUAGAAAGCCAAGAAACAUCCUGCAGGCUAACUGACUGCAGCAUCGGGCAGAACGAGGUUGAGGAACUCUGCCGAAUCCUUGAACAAUGUGGUCAUCUUGCGGAACUGGAUCUCUCUGGGAAUCAGCUCGGCAACGAAGGGCUGAGAUGCCUCUUGGAUCGCUUGCUCCAAGUGCACGUUUCCCGCUUGCUGAACCUCAGCCAUAACAAAAUAUCUCAGGAUGGAGUUCUGCAUCUAAUUAACACCCUCGCCACAUGCAGAAAUGUAACAGAAGUUCAAGUCAGUUUGUGCUCCAAGGCAACAUCACUCAUCAAGUUCACAAGAGAAGAUGAACCAAGGAAGAUUUUGAGACUAACGGAGUGCAACUUUCAACCAGAACACCUGCCAAAGCUGUUCUCUCUACUGCAAAAGUGCACCAACCUGACGGAGUACAUAUCAACAAACAACAACAUGACAACCAGGGCGGUGGAAGAUCUAUUGCAGGCAGUGAGGAAAAGUCUGGGAACGCUGAGAAUAAGCAUUGAAGAGCAAUGGGUGCGGAAUGAAAGUAUCGCUAGCCUUCUGCAGAUGGCUGUCCGCCCCCACGGGAAUGUUACGGAGAUCACGAUAUCGAAAGACAAAGGUCUCCUUCGAGUGGGCGUGGGGUUCCCCCGUCGGAUGGAGAAGAUGGAGUCUGUGGUUAGCAGGUUGAAUCAGUACGGCCUGGAAGCGAAGCACGUUCACUUUCUCCAGAAAUGCACGCAGCUUCAGGAACUGAGCUGGUCUCAUCUUGAUCUCAACAAUGCUGAAGAGGCGAUGCUAGCCAGCGCGCUUCUGACUCUUCCAACGCUGAGGAAGUUUGAGCUGACGUCCAGCAGUGUUACGCCAAGCGGAAUGGGACACCUGGUUGCAGGGUUGCAGCAAUGCCAUGCUAUUGAAGAACUUAACCUCGGCUCCCUGGGACUUGAUGACACGGCCAUUCUCAUGCUGGUGCCAGGACUUCACAAAAUGCCUUUGCUGAAAAGACUCCUCUUGAACAAUAACAAUAUUGGUAGUGAAGGCUGCUCCCACCUGGCCGAAGCUCUGAAGAAUGCUCCUCAUAUGGAAGAAAUCAAUUUAAGCCAUAACAAGAUUGAACAUGCUGGUCUGGAAAAAAUAGCCAUGCUCCUGCCGGAAAUGCAAAAUCUAAAGAGAGUCGACCUGUCGUCGAACAACAUUGGCCCAGCUGGAGGGGAGAUGCUCGCGGAGGCUCUGGCUCGCUGCAGGCAUGUCGAGGAGUUACUAUUAGCCAGGAACCAUGUCGGAGACAAGACGGCAGCGAGACUCUCCCUCUCUCUGCCUAGCAUGUGCCACUUGAAGAUCCUUCAUCUGCAGUCCAAUAACAUUGGUUCACUUGGAGGAAUGCCGCUGGCCAGAGGCCUGGUGGAAUGCCAGCAGCUAGAAGAGAUAAGUUUGUCAGAGAACAGCUUUGGAGAAGGCGCCAUCCGCACCCUGUCAGAGGGGCUUCCACGAUUCACCCGGCUCAGGAAGAUUGAACUGAAACUCUGUGGAAUCAGCGAUGGCGUUUCCAGACAUCUUGCCCUCGGCUUCAGUCGUUGUCCUGUCAUUGAAGAGAUCAUAUUGUCGUGGAACAGCCUCGGUGAUGAAGGUGCCUUGGAGCUGGCCACGGUUCUCCCGAGAAUGGCAAGGCUGAGGAUGCUAGAUCUGGACAAUAACCGCAUUGCAGCCCGGGGUGCCAAGAAGCUAGCGGAGGAGCUCGCCAGGUGUGGUGGAAUCCAAGUCAUACGGCUUUGGAGCAAUCCAGUACCCAAGAACAUUGAAGAAAGUCUUACGAAGCAAGAUGCAAGAUUGCACUUCUCAUUUUUUUAAUAAAAGGAAGAACAUUCAAUGAAUAAGAGCUGAUUUGGUAGGGUAGGUAAGCCAGGUACCACUACUGCUAUCCUGGUGAAUUGCACUGAAAAGGAGCCUUGAGAAAUAGAGAGAGCAGAAUUCUAAAAAUAAAUAUUGUAAGCAUGUGGCAUUCUAGCCCUGCUCUUAGAACACAGAGGUUUUCUUUAUCUUUAACCCUAUUAUCUAUUAUCAGAGGGGUAGCCAUGUUAGUCUGGAUCUGUAAAAGCAGCAAAGAAUCCUGUGGCACCUUA
Messenger RNA from Mauremys reevesii (Reeves's turtle), 6012 nucleotides. RefSeq names its product NLR family CARD domain containing 5 (gene NLRC5). The transcript is spliced from 47 exons. Gene Ontology annotation, biological process: positive regulation of MHC class II biosynthetic process; positive regulation of MHC class I biosynthetic process; positive regulation of transcription by RNA polymerase II. The record is from RefSeq and is a predicted model, not a curated record. Gene Ontology annotation, molecular function: protein binding. NCBI's taxonomy places the organism in Eukaryota, Metazoa, Chordata, Testudines, Geoemydidae. Bases 173 to 5740 code for a protein of 1855 amino acids.